Molecule: messenger RNA, 834 nt
Organism: Torulaspora delbrueckii
Lineage: Eukaryota; Fungi; Ascomycota; Saccharomycetes; Saccharomycetales; Saccharomycetaceae
Gene: VAB2
Product: Vab2p
Exons: 1
Coding region: 1-834 (277 amino acids)
Source: RefSeq, a predicted model, not a curated record
AUGGUUAACAAUACGCUAAAAAAUAAGAGGAAGAGGUACACCUUCAACAGUAUCGAGGGAGGAGAGGCAUACAAUGAGUUGAAGCAUGUUGCGGCAGUGCCCAGUCACAAGCAGCUUACGCUGCGAUCAAUAUCUGAAGCAAUGGAGCAAGAUGUGACCAAUCUAAAGAAAGGUAUAGCAUCAGUGUUUGAAGCUGUUAGAAAUGACAUAAGUCUUGAAAAUGUGCAAAUGGAAUCAGUUGAGCUUCAAUUGAAGAAAUCUGCAAAGAGACUAAAUCACACUUACGACAAGGUAUGCGACAAUCGUAUUCGAAAUCAACGGUUUAAUCCGUCAUCAGAGCAUUUAAAAGGGCUUUCCGAUGGUGUCGCAAAAUUGUCAAGCAAUCUUGAUAUUAUCGAAGAUAGUACAGAUGAGAUCCUAGAAAAUAUAGUUAAGAUCGACGCAAGAAUUCCACGAAAAAGUCGGUUUUUGAACGGUCAGGUCUUUAAUGAGCAACACUAUCCUCUCCUUUUUGGUUUAAUGCGUGACAAAUUUGGCUAUUUACUGGAAGAACAAGCAGAGGAGGCAGACCUCGAGGAAAUUGAAGAGACAAAUGUCGCACAUGCGGGACCUUCAAAGUCAGCUGAAAUAACGUCAAAGAGCUCGGAUGCCACAGCAUCCGUGGAUGACUUGAUAGUCCGAUAUAGAAUGUCCCAAACCAUGCGAACUUCUUCAUUGCAUGCAAGUGAUGUCUUUCUGCCGCCUUCCCUAAGAAAGGUCAGUACGCCAUCGACAAAAACUACAUUUGAAACUAUAUCUGCAAAGAAUAUUUUCAAAGCGACACCGCCAACGUAG